Paraglomus occultum is the source of this 801-nucleotide messenger RNA. Lineage: Eukaryota; Fungi; Glomeromycota; Glomeromycetes; Paraglomerales; Paraglomeraceae. The record is from the annotation of a GenBank genome assembly.
AUGAUUGAUAUUAGAAGAGGACUCAGUGUUCCGCAACUGAAAGAGAAGUUUAUCCAGAUUUAUGGGGAUGGCACGGAUCCGAAUAAGAAAUAUUUCCCCCAAGAACUUUAUUUAAUGCGCAAUCAAUUACUACCAGCAAUUGCUGCUUGCGAAACUCUGGAUGCUGAAUACCAAGGCUACAAACGGCGAUUAGAUACCAUUAUCAACAGUUUAUUUAAUCUCGAAAAACAGGGGCUUAUUGUGAAAGCCGCGUUAACCCAAAUCAGUAACUUUCGCAAACUAUCACCCAUCGAAGACCAAGAAUUAAAUGACAUCACUGAUUUCUUAGAUAAUCCGGAAGCACCAACUACUGAACUAACGGCCCGGAAACUAAAAAGAGUCUUGGCCAAUUCUAGUUUAGGAGAUGCCGAAGUAACUAAAUGGCAAACUACCCAACGCUUUCAAGAUAAAAUAGCCAUUGAAAACUUAGUGCGAGAUUACCGACCAGGUGCUAGUGAACCCAGCCAAAAAGCCAGCCUAAUCAACACGAUGAAGGCUUAUCGGGAUGCUGAUAAUCAGGCCUUAGAUUUAACCCAGUAUUGGGAUGACGAAACUGAUGACAGUAAAGUAGUAGCUGGAAUUAAGAAAUUCCUGUACGAAGAAGCGGACGGGAAAGCUCACCAACUGGCUACCCAAGGCCCAACGGGACCAGAAACUCCUACUCCCACUACCGAAAGUGGUCACUGGGAAAAAUACAAACUGUGGUAUAUUGCCGGGGGAACUAUUGUAUUAACUGGUAUUGCCAUAGCCAUAGUCUUCUGA